Racocetra persica is the source of this 1059-nucleotide messenger RNA. Lineage: Eukaryota; Fungi; Glomeromycota; Glomeromycetes; Diversisporales; Gigasporaceae. The record is from the annotation of a GenBank genome assembly.
CGGGCUACACAGGGUGUCAUAAUGCCAGCCGCUUCUACCACAUUAUCAACCACUGGAUCCCAACAACCUACAACUAAAACAAUGAACAAUAGUUCUUCUCAUUCUUCUAAAAAAAAAACGAAAUGGUCUUUCAAAUCGGCAAUAUCAAAAAAACCGGUGGAUGCCGCUUCAAAAGCCAAUGAUAUAUCUAAUAACAACCAUCGUUUGAACAAUGACAAGACAACGCGUCAUUUCCAUGAUUCUAAACUAGACCUUUCUAGACCUAGUAAAGUUGUUUGUUCUCGGUUCAAUUCUAGUUCUAGUAAAUUAUCUUGUAACUCCUGUGCAACUGAUAACACCGAUACCGAUAAUACUCCUUCGUCACCUACAAACUCUCUCCGCUUCAUGAAUGAUGAUGAUAUAGAAAUGAUACUUGAUGACGAUAGACAAGAAACUCUUCAAUCGUCACAACAUCAUGCAAUAAAGUCUACAAUUUUUGCCAAUAAGUCAAUAUUAUCAACUGACACAAAACCUAGAUCUCCUAAUUCUUCAAUCACUUGGGUGGAAGACUUAACUGAUCAAAGCUUUUCAUCCAUUUCAACUGCGCUUUCUCAGCUCUCAAAUAUUACGACUAAUAAUGUCAUUGAUUUAACCUCCUCUUCAUCUCAGUUAAAUGACACGGAUCGGUGUGAUACUUCACAGUCAACACAACCCUGUACUCGUAAAUUAUCAGGAUUUAAAAAUUUCCAUAACAAAAUGGGCAAGAAAAAAACCAUUGAGAAGAGUCAAGAUAACGUUUCCACCAACAAAUUCAUGGUUCGAACUCUUAGUCUUUUAAAAAAAUUUGAAAAUGAUGAAAGAGAUUCUUUAAAAAAUCGACUACGUUCCCGAUCAAGAUCAUUUAAUGACUUGUUAAAUAAAGAAAAUGAUCAAGUUAUUGAUGAAUCUGUUAAGGAUUUGUCAUCAAAGAAUUCUUCUAAACGUAAAAAAUGUGAAUCAACGGAAUUUAGACCUAUAUCAUUACCUGAUCCUUCAGUACUCAAUCAUGCUUCUUCUUUGGUGUCGGGUACAAAUGAUACC